ACUCUAGUUGACCCAGGACUGCGACCCUUACCCAUCUCCCCACAGGUUAGUCCAAGUCUAGUAGACCCAGGACUGGGACCCUUACACAUCUCCCCACAGGUUAGUCCAACUCUAGUAGACCCAGGACUGGGACCCUUACCCAUCUCCCCACAGGUUAGUCCAACUCUAGUAGACCCAGGACUGGGACCCUUACCCAUCUCCCCACAGGUUAGUCCAAGUCUAGUAGACCCAGGACUGGGACCCUUACACAUCUCCCCACAGGUUAGUCCAAUUCUAGUAGACCCAGGACUGGGACCCUUACCCAUCUCCCCACAGGUUAGUCCAAGUCUAGUAGACCCAGGACUGGGACCCUUACCCAUCUCCCCACAGGUUAGUCCAAGUCUAGUAGACCCAGGACUGGGACCCUUACACAUCUCCCCACAGGUUAGUUUAACUCUAGUAGACCCAGGACUGGUACCCUUACCCAUCUCCCCACCCUUACCCAUCUCCCCACAGGUUAGUUCAACUCUAGUAGACCCAGGACUGGUACCCCUAACCCCACAGGUUAGUUCAACUCUAGUAGACCCAGGACUGGGACCCCGAACCCCACAGGUUAGUUCAACUCUAGUAGACCCAGGAAUGGGACCCCUAACCCCACAGGUUAGUCCAACUCUAGUAGACCCAGGACUGGGACCCCUAACCCCACAGGUUAGUCCAACUCUAGUAGACCCAGGACUGGGAUCCCAAACCCCACAGGUUAGUCCAACUCUAGUAGACCCAGGAAUGGGACCCUUACCCAUCUCCCCACAGGUUAGUUCAACUCUAGUAGACCCAGGAAUGGGACCCUUACCCAUCUCCCCACAGGUUAGUCCAACUCUAGUAGACCCAGGAAUGGGACCCUUACCCAUCUCCCCACAGGUUAGUCCAACUCUAGUAGACCCAGGAAUGGGACCCUUACCCAUCUCCCCACAGGUUAGUUCAACUCUAGUAGACCCAGGAAUGGGACCCUUACCCAUCUCCCCACAGGUUAGUCCAACUCUAGUAGACCCAGGAAUGGGACCCUUCCCCAUCUCCCCACAGGUUAGUCCAACUCUAGUAGACCCAGGAAUGGGACCCUUACCCAUCUCCCCACAGGUUAGUCCAACUCUAGUAGACCCAGGAAUGGGACCCUUACCCAUCUCCCCACAGGUUAGUUCAACUCUAGUAGACCCAGGAAUGGGACCCUUACCCAUCUCCCCACAGGUUAGUCCAACUCUAGUAGACCCAGGAAUGGGACCCUUACCCAUCUCCCCACAGGUUAGUCCAACUCUGUCUCUGAUUGUCUUGGCAACCUAUGCUGUAUGUAUAAUGAAAUUAGCAUUUCAGAGGAGAACAGUGUCAAAGUCAAAUAGGUAUUCGCAUAAAGCAACUCUGACAGAUGACUGGGAGCGCCCAGCCCAUGAUGAAAGAUUCCAAGGCCUUUUAUGGUAUAGUGGUAUACAUGAUUACUAUCAACAAUGUACAAUAUCUAGAGAGGUUAGUAUAGUGGUAUACAUGAUUACUAUCAACAAUGUACAAUAUCUAGAGAGGUUAGUAUAGUGGUAUACAUGAUUACUAUCAACAAUGUACAAUAUCUAGAGAGGUUAGUAUAGUGGUAUACAUGAUUACUAUCAACAAUGUACAAUAUCUAGAGAGGUUAGUAUAGUGGUAUACAUGAUUGCUAUCAACAAUGUACAAUAUCUAGAGAGGUUAGUAUAGUGGUAUACAUGAUUACUAUCAACAAUGUACAAUAUCUAGAGAAGUUAGUAUAGUGGUAUACAUGAUUACUAUCAACAAUGUACAAUAUCUAGAGAGGUUAGUAUAGUGGUAUACAUGAUUGCUAUCAACAAUGUACAAUAUCUAGAGAGGUUAGUAUAGUGGUAUACAUGAUUACUAUCAACAAUGUACAAUAUCUAGAGAAGUUAGUAUAGUGGUAUACAUGAUUACUAUCAACAAUGUACAAUAUCUAGAGAAGUUAGUAUAGUGGUAUACAUGAUUGCCAUCAACAAUGUACAAUAUCUAGAGAAAAUACUCUCUGUAUUUGAGAGGGAGUACAGAAAGGGGACUGGAUGUUAUGUGAUAGUCUACACAGUUGUCUGUGCUGACAGUGGGUUGCUCAAAGAUGCGCUUUUUUUUCUGAGAGAGGGUACGUUUAGCCACAACCACUAGCCUAGCAGGGGAAAGAGCAGCAGAAUAGUGCACACUCACCAACCGCUGGGCUGUGGAUAGUCUAGGCUACACCUCAGUUACUCAACCUCCUUAUUGAGACAUCAUCUGAGGCACUGCAGUGAGUGGGGAGGAAAACCUGAUCAAAUACAACUGUACAAUGCAACCGUUAAAUCAAAUAUGUAUAGGAGAAUUGGUUUUGGAGGCUAUAGGAGAAAUGGCUUUGGAGGCUAUAGAAGAAUGGCUUUGGAGGCUAUAGGAGAAUGGCUUUGGAGGCUAUAGAAGAAUGGCUUUGGAGGCUAUAGAAGAAUGGCUUUGGAGGCUAUAGGAGAAAUGGCUUUGGAGGCUAUAGGAGAAUGGCUUUGGAGGCUAUAGGAGAAUGGCUUUGGAGGCUAUAGGAGAAAUGGCUUUGGAGGCUAUAGGAGAAUGGCUUAGCAUUUGUGAUAAGAAGUGAAUCCCCACAGAAUGACGUAAAAAAGAAAUCCGUCUCUAAAUUAUUUGGCCUGGACUUUUAAGGGUAUUUUUCAGUUACGACUGUCUGUCCAUUGUGCUUUUGGCAAUUGCUUUUAGAUUAUAUAUUUAGUUGACCUUUCACUACUUCCUCUUUCAGUGAGUAGCCGGCCCAUUUUGUCAUUUUCAAAGUAACACAAUCCAACAGUCUCUCAGGCCAGUCUACUAAGCAACGUUUAUUUAUACAGGAGGUGUGUAGUUGGUCACCAAAUCACAGAGUAAUAAAAGCAAACACAAUACUAAGCCUAACAGAUUCAAGGUCUUGUUUUUUUUUUUUUACUCUGCAUUGUUGGGCACAUAAGCAAGCAUUUCACGGUUAAGUCUACAUCCGUUGUGUUCGGCGCAUGUGACAAAUACAAUUUUAUUUUAAAUAUUUCUAUUUCACUGGGCCUGCCUAGAUAAAGAGGGUUUCCGUACUUUCAUCCAGAAAUUGUGCUCAAAAUGGCUCCUCAAUGUGUUAUAUGUCAUAUAGAUGCUAAAUAAAACAUACAGUACAACCAUCCAUCAAAUGAUCUGUCCAUUUCUU
This is a messenger RNA of Oncorhynchus keta (chum salmon), 3199 nucleotides long. Its product is annotated as coagulation factor V-like. NCBI's taxonomy places the organism in Eukaryota, Metazoa, Chordata, Actinopteri, Salmoniformes, Salmonidae. The record is from RefSeq and is a predicted model, not a curated record. The transcript has 5 exons. The coding region runs from base 619 to 1557 and encodes 312 amino acids.